CUCAUUUUCACCAGCCCCCCCCCCAAGCUUCGUCACCGCGCCUGGACCUCCUCUAAAGCAACAAGCCUCCUGCAGCAUAAGAACGAGCAACCACGGAAGCUACCAUGGACGCCUCCAACAUCGACCAGGCCGACCUCGACAGGCUCACCGACAAGGACAAGCAGGAGCUGCGCCAGUUCAUCCAGAACGAGCAGCAGCGCACCCGCAUCCAGGCCCAAUCCCAUGAUCUGACAGAGACCUGCUUCAAGAAGUGCGUCACCGGUUCGUUCAAGAACGGUCAGCUGGACAAGGGGGAGCAGGCGUGCCUCACGAACUGUGUGGACCGGUUCAUGGACGUCAGCUUGCUGGCCGUGAAGCACCUGCAAAGCAUGCGCCAGGGCUAGGGAGGGCAUUGGCGAGGAAAUUUCGUCGGCACACUGCGACAGUGACGCAAUGCCGGUCAAGCUACAAAUCAUACAUGGGGACAUGGACAAUGCUGGGAACGGCGCCGGACAUUGAAAUCACGGGCUGUCAGCCACACCAAUAGCUACAGGUGUUGUACUUGUACUUGUGUUUUAAUGCGCAGGCAGAGCAUCACUUGAGUUCAGGAAAACAUUCAGGCAGCAUGCAUGUAGAGGCGCACGGUCAUGGGAGGACAUGGACGUGUCAAUU
This is a messenger RNA of Diaporthe batatas, 651 nucleotides long. Its product is annotated as protein transporter TIM8. The coding region runs from base 105 to 383 and encodes 92 amino acids. The record is from RefSeq and is a predicted model, not a curated record. Gene Ontology annotation, cellular component: mitochondrial inner membrane. Gene Ontology annotation, biological process: protein insertion into mitochondrial inner membrane. The transcript is spliced from 2 exons. Lineage: Eukaryota; Fungi; Ascomycota; Sordariomycetes; Diaporthales; Diaporthaceae.